GCAAGGAAGGCGAACCAAAAGCUAAUAAAAAAAAAGGUUAAAAUCCUUAGACCUUCCUAAGAUUCGGUGGACAUAGCAGAGGCACAUUUCCCAGAACUGCGAAGUGGAGCUGAAGCGAUUCCGCAGGAAGCCUUGGGGAAAGGAGCUAUGGAGAGCGGAGGAACUGGCACCCUGCGGAUAAGGCAAGUCCUGUUGUUCUUUGUUUUUCUGGAAAUGUCUCGGGCGGACUCUGAGUCUGGGCGCUUUUCGGUGGAAGAGGAAAUGAAGAGCGGGAGCGUUGUAGGCAAUUUGGCAAAGGAUCUAGGACUGGAUGUGGGUGAGCUGUUCUCAAGGGGGGCUCGGGUGGUCUCUAAUGAUAACAAACACCAUUUGCAGCUGGACUUAAACACCGGGGAUUUGCUCUUAAGCGAAGCGCUGGACCGGGAGGAGCUCUGUGGCUCCACCGAGCCCUGUGUUCUGCACUUCCAGGUAUUAAUGAAAAACCCUUUGCAGUUUUUACAGAUUGAGCUCCAGGUCAGGGAUAUCAAUGACCACUCCCCUGUCUUCUUAGAAAAAGAAAUGCUCCUAGAGAUCCCAGAGAAUAGUCCUGUGGGCGCUGUGUUCUUACUGGAAAGUGCGAAGGAUUUGGAUGUAGGAAUCAAUGCUCUAAACAGCUACACAAUAAGCCCCAACUCUCAUUUCCACGUUAAAAUGAGAGUCAAUCCAGACAAUAGAAAAUACCCAGAGUUAGUUCUGGACAAGGCGCUGGAUUAUGAAGAGCAGCCAGAGCUCAACUUCAUCCUCACUGCUCUGGAUGGUGGGUCUCCGCCCAGGUCUGGGACGGCCUUGGUUCGGGUGGUGGUCUUGGACAUUAAUGACAACUGCCCGGAGUUUGAGCAGCCCUUUUAUGAGGUGAAGAUUCCGGAAAAUAGCUUACUAGGCUCACUGGUUGUCACAGUCUCCGCUUGGGAUUUAGACUCUGGAAAAAAUGGGGAGAUAUCAUAUACUUUUUCCCAUGCCUCAGAAGAUGUUCACAAAACAUUUGAAAUUAAUCAAAAGUCUGGAGAAGUUAGUUUAAUGGCAUCGUUGGAUUUUGAAACAAUUGAAUCAUAUUCCAUAAUAAUACAAGCCACAGACGGGGGAGGGCUUUUUGGAAAAUCGACAGUCAGAAUUCAGGUGAUGGAUAUAAAUGACAAUGCCCCUGAAGUCACCGUGUCCUCAAUUACUAGCCCAAUUCCAGAAAACUCGUCUGAGACCGUGGUUCUGGUUUUUAGUAUCCUAGACAGAGAUUCUGGGGACAAUGGGAGGAUGCUUUGUUCUAUCCCAGAAGACCUUCCAUUCAUACUAAAAUCUUCAGUAAAGAAUUACUACACAUUGGAAACAGAGGGAGCACUGGACAGAGAAAGCAGGGCCCAGUACAACGUCACCAUCACCGACGACAUGGGGACCCCCAGGCUGGAAACCCAGCACAACAUCACCCUGCUGGUCUCCGACGUCAACGACAACGCCCCCGCCUUCACCCAAACCUCCUACACCCUGUUCCUCCGCGAGAACAACAGCCCCGCCCUGCACAUCGGCAGCGUCAGCGCCACAGACAGAGACGCGGGCGCCAACGCCCAGCUCACCUACUCGCUGCUGCCGCCCCGCGACCCGCAGCUGCCCCUGGCCUCGCUGGUGUCCAUCAACGCGGACAACGGCCACCUGUUCGCCCUGAGGGCGCUGGACUUCGAGGCGCUGCAGGCGUUCGAGUUCCGCGUGGGCGCCACGGACCGCGGGUCCCCCGCGCUGAGCAGCCAGGCGCUGGUGCGCGUGCAGGUGCUGGACGCCAACGACAACGCGCCCUUCGUGCUGUACCCGCUGCAGAACGGCUCUGCGCCCUGCACCGAGCUGGUGCCCAGGGCGGCCGAGCCGGGCUACCUGGUGAGCAAGGUGGUGGCGGUGGACGCAGACUCGGGCCAGAACGCCUGGCUGUCGUUCCAGCUGCUCAAGGCCACGGAGCCCGGGCUGUUCGGCGUGUGGGCGCACAAUGGCGAGGUGCGCACGGCGCGGCUGCUGAGCGAGCGCGACGCGGCCAAGCACAGGCUGCUGGUGCUGGUCAAGGACAAUGGCGAGCCCGCGCUGUCUGCCAGCGUCACGCUGCACGUGCUGCUGGUGGAUGGCUUCUCGCAGCCCUACCUGCCGCUGCCGGAAGCGGCGGCCGACCAGGCGCAGGCCGACCCGCUGACCGUGUACCUGGUCAUCGCGUUGGCGUCGGUGUCGUCGCUGUUCCUGUUCUCGGUGCUGGCGUUCAUCGCGGUGCGGCUGUGCAGGCGGAGCAGGGCCGCCUGGGUGGGUGGCUGUUCGGUGCCUGAGGGCCACCUUCCGGGCCACCUGGUGGAUGUUACCGGUACUGGGACCCUGUCCCAGAGCUACCAGUAUGAGGUGUGUCUCACGGGAGGUACUGGGACAGAUGAGUUUAAAUUUCUGAAGCCGAUUAUCCCUAAUUUCCAGACCCAGUGCCCUGGGAAAGAAAUAGAGGAAAAUCCUACCUUCCACAAUAGCUUUGGGUUCAAUAUUAAGUGACCAUAAUUACCUUUUAUACCCAGAUGUAUUUUUAUUUUGUGCCACUUCCAUAUCAGUGUUUCCUUUCCCAAUACGUGGGUUUUUAAAUAUGACUUAAAAUUGAUUUU
Molecule: messenger RNA, 2648 nt
Organism: Myotis lucifugus (little brown bat)
Lineage: Eukaryota; Metazoa; Chordata; Mammalia; Chiroptera; Vespertilionidae
Product: protocadherin beta-12-like
Biological process (GO): homophilic cell-cell adhesion
Cellular component (GO): plasma membrane
Molecular function (GO): calcium ion binding
Source: RefSeq, a predicted model, not a curated record